UUUUUCAUAAUCAAGCAUUAUCUAGAUAACCGAAGGAACUAAAUUGUCUCUAUUCGAAUAUAAUCUUAUUCCUCAUGUUUUUGCUAAUUUUAUUGGUGAAAAAUGAAAUUAAUCUAUCAGGUUCUGGUGUCUUUAAUCUGUUUCAUUUACUUGUUAGAGGUUGAAUCUUCUACGAGUAAAUCAGUUGAAGAAAAUCUAAAUUCCAAAUGGUCAUAUUGCUUCGAAUUCACAUGGUUGGGUCCUGACUAUGAUAAUUCUACCCAAUACAAUAGUACCUGUGCCGAUUAUUUGGAAGAAAGUGGUGCAAAAGGCAUUCCUUGCAACCCACCAUUUGUGAUUACUUACAAUGGCACUUUUCCAGAUAUGGACUAUCUUUGGAAAUACCAUAAAUCUAGUAUUGUUUGUCGUCGUUCAAGUGGGCAAGUUUGUGCAAGAUAUGCAUAUUACUACAAUGGCGCAAUGACAAAUGCUACAUACAUGUGCACUAAAGUUCAAGUUGUUGGAGAAGAACCUGUUAGGAAAGGAUGUUUCACCCAAAAGAUUAAUGACUUUGAAGUAGAAGUUUGUGCCUGUGUUUCAGGACAAGGACUAUACAAGCCAUGUAAUCUACAUUUUUAAGUAAAAUAAAAAAAAAUUUUCUUAGAAAAGUUGUAUUUCAGUUCUCACACAUAAUAUAAAUAAAGAUAUAAAACAGAA
Harmonia axyridis is the source of this 696-nucleotide messenger RNA. RefSeq lists its product as uncharacterized. The record is from RefSeq and is a predicted model, not a curated record. NCBI's taxonomy places the organism in Eukaryota, Metazoa, Arthropoda, Insecta, Coleoptera, Coccinellidae. The coding region runs from base 103 to 618 and encodes 171 amino acids. The transcript is spliced from 4 exons.